Molecule: messenger RNA, 1469 nt
Organism: Salmo salar (Atlantic salmon)
Lineage: Eukaryota; Metazoa; Chordata; Actinopteri; Salmoniformes; Salmonidae
Source: RefSeq, a predicted model, not a curated record
AUUACAAUGUGUGACAAUGAGUUGGCAUGAUAGCACUUGUAAACAGAUUGGCACUCAUGCCAGUUCAAAACAUAUGUUACACAUACAUUACACAAUAGCUUGAGAAAAAGUGAAGAGGAAAUACAUUUCUUUCCUUGUCAGAAACUCCCCAGAUAAGGAGUGGCUAUUGGUUCAACAUAAAAAGUAGUGUAUGAAAUGAGUACUGGACACUUCCAACUGAACCUGAAUACAUGAUGAGUAUGAUCAUGGCAUCUUUUCUCUCCGCAGCUCUGCUGUUGCUGGUUCCUGGGAUCCUGACUGAAAAGUCUUCCAUUGAGUUGGUGGUGGUCAACAGCAUCUCAAACACACCCAAUAAGACCUACAGUACUGAUGUCGCAUUCAGAGGGGUCCUUAUCGGUGCCAUGAGAAGACUGCAGGAGACCAGUGCAGGAUUCAAUUUCACCUACACAGAGGACUUCAACUAUGGCCCCUUCCUGGUGAGUGUGAAUGGUGUGGCUGGGAACAAUACUGAAAACACUUACUGGGAGCUCCUGGUUCAGACUGGGGGGAAUGGGACUACAAUCAGUCCUGAUGUGGGUAUUGGCUGUUACAUCCCAGAACCAAAUGACCGCAUUAUCCUGAGAUUUACUGUGUUCACCUCGGGCUCGCACUCCGGGAGUGGCAACAGUUCCAAUCCUGGGAACCUGACAGCAGGAAAGACUGCCAGACUAGAUUCCAUUGAGCUGGUGGUAGUUAACAGCAUCUCAAACACACCCAAUAAGACCUACAGUACUGAUGUCGCAUUCAGAGGGGUCCUUAUCGGUGCCAUGAGGAGACUGCAGACCAAUUCAGGAUUCAAUUUCACCUACACAGAGGACCCCAACUAUGGCCCCUUCCUGGUGAGUGUGAAUGGUGUGGCUGGGAACAUUACUAAAAAAACUUACUGGGAGCUCCUGGUUCAGACUGGGGGGAAUGGGACUACAAUCAGACCUGAUGUGGGUAUUGGCUGUUACAUCCCGAAACAAAAUGACCACAUCAUCCUGAAUUUUACAAUGUUCACCACAAACUCCGCGAGUGGCAGUGGUACGAAUCCUGGUGUGUUGUUGUUUUUGGUGUUUGUUUUUGUUUUCUAAUCUAAGCUUAACCCUUGCCUCAGUGACUACAAUACAUAACCCUAAAACACUAACUAACCCCAUACCUUAGUCACUACCAUACCACACCUUAAGUCACUAAUUAACCCCAUACCUAACCCUAAGUAAUUUACUAACUCAUUAGCAGGGAAGUUCACUUGCUUAAUACAUCUAAAUCAGCAGAUAACUAUGUGGGUUGUUGUUUUCUGUGUUAGUGAUUUUCAACCAGUGUAAAGGUUAUUCUGUGAUCAUGUUGGAACAGACAGUAGAUCCUGAUCAAUACUGUUUUGGGAUUUGAAAAUGUGCCACAGUUUGUUUUACAAUUUGUCAUUCAAUUAAUAAAACAUGUUAAUGAAAUAA